Messenger RNA from Actinia tenebrosa (Australian red waratah sea anemone), 2224 nucleotides. Its product is annotated as structure-specific endonuclease subunit MUS81. Gene Ontology annotation, cellular component: Holliday junction resolvase complex; nucleus. Gene Ontology annotation, biological process: double-strand break repair via break-induced replication; DNA catabolic process; mitotic intra-S DNA damage checkpoint signaling. Gene Ontology annotation, molecular function: DNA binding; 3'-flap endonuclease activity; crossover junction DNA endonuclease activity. The record is from RefSeq and is a predicted model, not a curated record. Lineage: Eukaryota; Metazoa; Cnidaria; Anthozoa; Actiniaria; Actiniidae.
CUGGGUUUCUUUAUUUUCUUGACAAGACUCAAUGGACAAGACCAGAAGAGGUUAUCUGCAAGGUAGCUGGUGUUCAUGAAUGGAUAGAUAAAUAAAUAAGAUUAAUUCUGCAAUGGGCAAAAGAACAAAGAAACGAAGCUGCCCAAAUCCUCUGUUUUUGAAAUUUCUCCAGGAAUGGCGAGACGAAGCGCGAGAGAAGGGACGAACCAAUCUUCAGCAUGCAUACCACAAGGCAUUUUCAUCUAUUCAGAAGUAUCCUUUGCCUCUACGAAAUGGACAAGAGGCAAUGAUUCUUGAGGGCAUAGGACCAAAUAUAGCAAAAAAGCUUGAUGAAGCUUUGGCAUCAUAUCAAGAAAAUAGUGGUUUAGAAGUCUAUGAAGUACUUAGUGUACAAACAACAGUAGCUGAUCCCCCACAAGAAACUGAAAAACCAGUGAAAGACAAUCAAACUAAAAAGAAAGUGCAAAAAAAGCCAACAGAAUAUGCUCCAGGUUAUAGAACAGGAGCUUAUGCCCUUCUGCUUACACUACAUAAACAUCAUCAGAAUGCAGAUUACCCUGGAUUCAUGUCAAAGGAUGAACUCCAAAAGAAAGCUCAGUUACUGAGUGACAAGUCUUUUACUUUACCAGACCCUGGAUGCCGUUAUACCGCUUGGUCAUCCAUGUCCACACUUAUCAAGAAGGGCUUAGUCAUCAAGACUAGUAAUCCUGCUAAAUAUUCUCUCACACCUGAUGGUUCCAACAUGGCAGAAAAAAUCACUGUAGCGUCUGCUACUAAUGGUCCUAUUUCAUCACAUAGUCAAGUACCUUUUGUAAUAGCGCCAGGCCAUCCAUGCCCCACAGAAAACAAAGAAACGCAGAGUGACUGUGAUAGUGAUGACCAUGUUGAUUGGAUUGCGGGCAAAAACCCCACUGUUUUAAAGAAACCAGUGACAACAGUUGGUUGUGUAAAUGUCAGUCCUGUCAGAGAAGAAGAAGUUCAAAGUUAUGAAAAAAGAAAUGAGAUGGAAUUUACACCUGAGUUUAUACUGAGGCCAGGCACCUUCGAUAUUGUUUUGUGUGUGGACUUCAUCGAAACCACUGGUGGAUCCAGUAAGUCCAGGAAAGACGCUCUUGUGAAAGAAUUACAAUCUAAUGGAGUAGAUUUUGAUAUCCGUAAGUUACAAGUUGGAGAUUUCUUGUGGAUCGCUCGUGAGAAAACACGCCAUUCAGUACCAGGAGUUUCUGAUGAUUCUGAGCCCAAAGAGUUGGUGCUGGAUUAUAUUAUUGAGAGGAAAAGAAUGGAUGAUCUGAACAGUAGUAUUAUUGACGGCCGAUUCCGAGAACAGAAAUUUCGACUUCGUAAUUGUGGCCUUCGACACCCUAUAUACCUAGUAGAGGACUUCGGUUCAGCUCAACAUCUUAGUCUUCCAGAAGCAACGCUUAAGCAAGCUAUUGUCAACACACAGGUAACCGACGGUUUUUUUGUCAAAAGGACACACGACAUCAAAGAAUCAGUUGCCUAUCUGACUCUAAUGACUCGAUUCAUACAUAAUUUCUAUUCGGGAAAAACUUUAAUUGCAUGUCCAAGAGAUGAAGUUCAAAAGUCAAGCGAUGGUUCGCAUUUGAUUAACAGCAAGGCAACUAGUGCUCAUCUCCUGACUUUCCAGGAGUUUAGUAAAGAAACUUCAAAGAAUAAGGUUGUCACAGUCAGUGAAAUGUUUGGCAAACAGCUGAUGCAAAUAAGUGGAGUGUCGGCAGAAAAGGCUGCUGCUGUGCUUGGCAGUUAUCCUACCCCUAAAUGUCUCUUGGAAGGUUAUGACAGUCAACCGACAAUAGAGCAAAAGGAAACGAUGCUUUCUUGUUUAAAGUUUGGAAAACAACAAAGAAAUAUUGGCCCGUCAUUGAGUAAACUUAUUUACCAGCUCUACUGUACUAGAAAAGCACUAUCAUAAGAACUGCUUGAGUCCGUAAAGGUACUGACUGUUAUGGACAUAAAGAUCGAUCCCAACCUUGUGUCUUCCGUCACGGCACACUUCUUAGGAAGUACAAAUGAGCUGUAAACGUCCUUUGCUCACGCCUGUGAACAGUUACUUUUCUUCUAAGCGAUGUUAAGGUUAUUUUAAAACGCAUCUAAAGCCUGAGACAACACUUUCAGUAUCGAUUCUAUAUGAAGUGAAUAUAUAUAGUUGAAUGGUUGUGAAAUUUCUUGAUUUGAGUCUUCAAGUUAUAAAGGUCUAAACGUU